This is a messenger RNA of Melopsittacus undulatus (budgerigar), 2634 nucleotides long. RefSeq names its product BUD13 homolog (gene BUD13). The transcript is spliced from 12 exons. Gene Ontology annotation, molecular function: RNA binding. Gene Ontology annotation, cellular component: U2-type spliceosomal complex; RES complex. The record is from RefSeq and is a predicted model, not a curated record. Lineage: Eukaryota; Metazoa; Chordata; Aves; Psittaciformes; Psittaculidae. Bases 19 to 1968 code for a protein of 649 amino acids. Gene Ontology annotation, biological process: mRNA splicing, via spliceosome.
CUUCCGGCUGCCGCCAAGAUGGCGGCGGCGGGGCUGUCGAAGGCCGAGUACCUGCGGCGGUACCUGAGCGGCCCGGCCGGGCCGCAGCCCCAGCCCCGCCGCCGCCGCAGGAAGAGGCCUCCGGGCGCCGCCGCCAGGGCCGGGAUGCGGAUCGUGGAUGACGACGUGAGCUGGAGCAGCCUCGCUGCGGGCCGGGAGGAGGAGGAGGAGGAGGAUGAAGGGGACAUGCCCGUGGUGGCAGAAUUCAUUGACGAGCGUCCGGAUGAGGUGAAGCUCAUGGAGGAAUUCCGAACAAAUGCUAAAUGGAAACUCCUCGGAGAUCAGAAUGAGGACUCGCAGAGUUCGGAUGUUUCAGUCGCUGCUAAAGCUGCCCCCAGGCGGCAGCGCCACGACUCCCCGGAGGGCUCCCCACCGAGGGGGCUGCAGCAGGACUCCCCUGACAGAGCAGUUGGGCAGGACAGGAACACCUGCAGCAGCCUCCAGCCUGCCAGGCGCCAGCGCCAUGACUCCCCCGAGCUGUCACCACCACAAAGGAAGCGCCAUGACUCCCCUGAGCUGUCCCCUUCCAGGCAGGAGAGGAACAGCUCCUGCAGCCUCCUGCCUCCCAGGCAGAAGCGCCACGACUCCCCUGAUCUGUCACCACCACGAAGGAAGCGCCACGACUCCCCUGACCUUUCCCCACCAAGGAAGAAGCGCCACGACUCCCCUGAUCUCUCCCCACCAAGGAGGAAGCGCCACGACUCCCCUGAUCUCUCCCCACCACGAAGGAAGCGCCACGACUCCCCAGACGUGUCCCCAAAGAGGGGCAGUUCAGCAGCAGGGAAGAGGAGCUGCAAGCCCACAGACAAGGCACAGUCAGGAAGGGCCCCAGGGGAGCAGGCUCAGCCCCGGCACGCUGCCUCUGACAAGUCCUCAUCACGGCAGAAGCGCCAGGCAACCCCAGACCUGUCCCCUCCACGGAAGCAGAGGUACAGCUCUGACUCGGACUCCUCACCGCCCCGGAGGAGGAGGACAGGGUCACCCAGCCUGAGAAAGCAGAGCAGAGCAAAAGGUGCUUCUCCAGCCACGACACAGCCCAGGCAGGCUCCCUCCCCUCAGAGGAGCCUGAGGCACGACUCCAGCUCCCCAUCCCCACGGAGAGGCAGCCGGAGUGCCCCUGAUGCAGAGCGCAGGCUGGGCCGUGUACACAGCGGCUCCCCAAAGCAUGGUCCUCUCAAACACAACCACAGCCAGUCCUCAGGCUCGGAUCUGUCCCCUCCCCGACGGGCUCUGCCAGCUGGGAAGGAGCAGCACUGCUCCAGGAGCCCCCAGGACCUCUCUCCACCUCGGCACCGUGACCCCAAGGGAUCUCCCAAGAAGGCAAACACGAUGCUUUCGGGGGUCAAAGCUGGCCUGGUGUCAGCUGAUGUGCUGCGGAGGGAACAGCAGGAGCUCAAGAAGCAUGAGAGGAGUACCAAGCACUUGGAAGAGGAAUCCCGACACACUGAGACCGUCUACCGAGACAAGUCGGGGCGCAGGAGGGACCUGGCGCAGGAGCGGCUGGAGCAGCAGCAGAAAGCUGAAGCCAAGUCUGAGAGGGAUGAGCAGUAUGCCAGAUGGGGAAAGGGGCUGGCACAGGGGAGGCAGCAGCAGCAGAACGUGGAAGAUGCCAUAAAAGAGAUGCAGAAGCCGUUGGCCCGUUACAUUGAUGACCAGGAUCUGGAUCGAAUGCUGAGAGAGCAGGAGAGGGAGGGAGACCCCAUGGCUGAGUUCAUCAAAAAAAGGAAAGCCAAAGAGAACAAAGAGAAGAAAGAAAAGCCCCGGUACAAGGGACCAGCACCUCCACUCAACAGGUUUAACAUAUGGCCAGGGCACCGCUGGGAUGGCGUGGACAGGUCCAAUGGCUUCGAGCAGCAGCGCUUUGCCAGGAUAGCCAACAAGAAGGCAGUUCAGGAGCUCGCCUACAAGUGGAGCGUUGAGGACAUGUAGGUCAGAUGAAGGAUCACACACAGCACCACUCCUGGCUGCUGCCUGGCCAGAGCUGUGAGGAGCAGCUCACUCCGCCUGGACCAAGCCCUGUCCUUGGUGCUCAGCAUCCCACUGGAUCCUGUUCCGAGAGGAGAGGCUGAAUGGAGGACAGCUGCCAAGAGAGGGUUUCCCCGUCAGCCUGAGGAGCGAGGACUUGGGGCAGCGCAGUGGUGGAGGUGCAGGGGCUGCUGCGUGCAGGAGCAGCUCCUCUCGCUGGUGCUCCCCACCAGACACUGGUUUCUGGGACGUUUGUUUGUCUUCUCACAAACUGUAGAAACUGAUUUGUUUUCUAUUUGUUUGAUGCCAAAUGCUUUGUCCUCUGAGGGCGGUUCACAAGUCUUCAGGUGUCCUAAAUCUCAGGUUGUUCUUCAUGCUGGAGGCAUUUGGAACACGUGGUUGCUGCAGAGCUGGUCCUCUCCAGUCUCUUCCAGCACUCUUUUAGGGGGGACAGUUUCCUGUGGAAGCAAACAUGCAGAGGGUGUUAAAGUGCUUCCCCUGACCAGUCUUCCCUAGAGCUGGAUGGUCUUGGGGCUUCAUUCCCUGGUUUUUAUUCACUGUGUUCCCUUUCUAGCAGUCCUGGAACCUGUGUGUACACUCGGAAAUAACAGCUUGCUUUUUGGUACUUGA